Molecule: messenger RNA, 3251 nt
Organism: Panicum virgatum (switchgrass)
Lineage: Eukaryota; Viridiplantae; Streptophyta; Magnoliopsida; Poales; Poaceae
Product: putative disease resistance protein RGA1
Exons: 5
Coding region: 1-3084 (1027 amino acids)
Biological process (GO): defense response to fungus
Molecular function (GO): ADP binding; protein binding
Source: RefSeq, a predicted model, not a curated record
AUGCUCAAGAUCGAGCGCCUCUGGCGGGAGGCCGGCGCCGAGCAGGCCGUCCUCGCCACGCUCGCCAGGCCCGCCGUCAUCAACGGCUUCGUCGAGAUCCACUUCAAUUCGGUCAGCGCCCAGGUGUUGCAGGUCAUCGUCUUCCUCCUCGCCGAGCUCGCCUCCCGGGACGACGCCGUCGUGCAGACGCUCACCAGGGUCGACUCCGACGUCGACUGCCUGGUGGCCCUCUUCAAGAAGGGCCUGGUGGAGGCCGUGGUGCUCAUCUGCCUCCUCGCGCCCACGCCGGAGCAGCUCGUCGAGAUGGACAUGGCGGAGGCGCUCGUGUCCACCAUCCGCCACGGCGACGAGGACCCGCUCAGGAUGUGCACCAACCCCAAGGCCGCGUCAGUGGCGAAGGAACCGAAGAACAAUACAUAUCAACAGCUGGAUUUUACCAUGAUGGCAGGCCCUGACUGCAAUGAGCAGGAAUUUUAUGAUAUACGUGAGACCUCUUCAGAUCAUCACCACUGGGGAUCUCCCCCCCGAAGUUGUUCGGAAAAAAAAAGAGAUAGCAUCACCAUCCUUCCUAUACAUGGUAUUGGAGGCAUUGGCAAGACAACAUUUGCAAAAAUGAUUUACAAUGACACAAAAUUCAAAUAUUACUCUCAAGUAUGGGUCUAUGUGUCCCCAAGAUUUGACUCAAAUAAAAUCGGUAACUCCAUAAUUUCACAGCUCACUGAAAAGGAGAGCCAACUAAAUGAGAAACAGUUGAUACGGACACGCCUCAAGAAGCUAUUAGCCGGGAAGAAGAUUUUGAUUGUUUUGGAUGACUUAUGGGAGGAUGAUUUAUAUAAAUUGUUUGAUUGGAAGACUAUGCUAAUGCUUGGUGAGACAGGCAACAUAAUAGUUAUAGUAACAACACGUGAUGAACACGUUGCUAAGGAAAUUGGAACCAUUGAGCCAUACAAGAUAGAACUCCUGACAAAGGAGUUGUGCUGGGAGAUAAUAAAACAAAAAACUGGUUUUGAAGCUAGAGAUGACAAAGAACAGAUGAAGGAUAUAGGAAUGGAGAUUGCCUCGAAGUGUGGAGGUGUACCUUUAGCUGCUCAAUCUCUUGGAUACACAUUGGGGUCCAAGGAUUUGAAUGAAUGGGAGAAAGUUAAUGAUAGCGAUGUUUGGAAUGAACCUACUUCAAGGAAUGGAUCUUUACAAAAUCAAGUGCCUGCAGCCUUGAGGUUAAGUUAUAGUGGUAUGGAUCACCUCCUAAGGUCAUGCUUUACCUACUGUGCAAUCUUUCCAAAAGGUCACAACAUAAUUAAAGAUGAUCUAAGUCACCAAUGGAUUUCACUGGGGUUCAUCAGGCCAAUGAAAGCACCCUUCAAGAAGCACCAGCUCAGUGAGAAGUACAUUGCCAAGCUCCUGGGAAUGUCUUUCCUUCAAACUUCAAUGUCACCGCCAACUUUGUCGCAGACUUCUGGAGCAUAUUAUGAAGGUAUUACAUUCUUUACCAUGCAUGAUCUGGUGCAUGACUUCGCGAGAUUAAUAUUGGACGAUAAAAUUUUGGAUGCUAGUAAAAAAGGCAGUACUCGGGGAGGCAGCUGCCGCCAUGCAUUGCUCACUGAUUGUAGCAAACCGUUGGGAUUAUUCUUGACUUGUCCUGACAGUCUAAGGGCACUGCGUUUUCUGGACUGCGGUAAUAUUGAAUUACGUGGCGAUACGUUCUCAUCUGCAACAUCCUUGUGCAUCUUGGAUUUAAGUGAAUGCCGCAUAAAUCAGUUGCCAGAUUCUAUUGGCCACUUACAGCAUCUGAAGUAUCUGAACGCACCAGGUAUUCGUGGUAAAUAUAUCCCGAACCAUAUUACGAGGCUCUUGAAAUUAAACUAUCUAAGCAUUAGUGGGUCUUCUGAAAUAUUAGCAUUGCUCGAGUCGAUUGGAGAAAUGGAGGAACUGGUUCAUCUUGAUUUGUCAGGUUGUUCAAAAAUAAGAAAACUGCCAGAACUGUUUGGCAAUCUUAAAAAUAUGGAACAUCUGGAUCUUUCAAAAUGCUCUGAUGUUACAGGAGUAUCAGAACAGCUGGGUAGCCUCAUGAAACUGGAAUAUUUGGACGUAUCAUACUGCAAAAAUGUUGGAAACUUACCAAGAGCGUUGAGCAGCCUCACAGAACUGCAAUAUUUGAAUUUAUCAUUCAGCUCAUACUUAAUGGGCAUCCAAGAUAGCCUCCUUGGGGACGAAGAAUCAUACAAGUAUCCAGCAGAAAAUAUUUCAAAUCCUGCAGGCGGAUCCGGGAUAGUUGGUAUUGUUGAGGCAGAGAUCUUGGGCACCCUGACCAAGGUCAAAUAUUUGAAGUUAUGUAUAGAUGGAUUUUCUACAUUAUUGCUUCCAAAGCUCCCUGAGGCUUUGGGAAGCUUUAAUGAACUAAAGUAUUUAGACUUAUCAGGUUCUUCUUCACUGUAUAAAUUGCCAUCAUCAUUUGGGAAGCUCCACAGUUUACUACAUAUUGAUUUGUCAGACUGCUAUCGUGUUGAAGGUGUACCGGAAGCCUUGACUGGCCUAAACAAGCUCAGAUAUUUGAAUAUAUCAAAUUGUUCCAUCGGUGUAAAUGAAGAACUGCCGAGUCUAAGAGGGCUACAAGAAGCAAUUGCCAAUCUCACUGAACUACGCUAUUUAAACGUAAAAAGUUGUCUUGAAACUAUAUGUGGUGACCAACGAGUAGACGAAAGCAACGCUUUCCUGGGUCACAUCAGUGCUCUUUCCUAUCUAGAGCACCUGACGCUGUCAAGAAAUGGGAAUCUUUACAGUUUACCCGAAACUUUUGGUAAGCUCAGAAAGCUGCAUAAGCUGGACCUCUCAUAUUGUUGUAACCUCAGGAAGCUGCCAGUAAGUAUAUCUGAAAUCGGCAGUCUGAGGUUUCUGAAUACGGAUGGUUGCCGCAGUUUUGAUGAGUCCACGUUACCUCAGUUCAGAAAUAGUUCUUUCUUAUUACCUCACUUUGUGGUCCUUGCCGAUGAUGGUGAAUCUAGCAGCAAUAUUAUUAAGCUCAAGGAUGAAAAUCCUCCUAUCUUGGAGAUAAGCAGGCUUGAAAGAGUCAAGUCUUCUGCAUAGGCACAGAGGAUAAAUUUGUCGGGAAAACAAAGUAUUGGAAAAAUAAAAUUUGUAUGGACAAAAGGUGCUGAGAGAUUUGUAGAGGACAUUGAAGUUUUGAAAGAACUGAUGCCACCAGCCUGCUUAGAAUACUUCGAGCUACAAGGUUACAAUGGCAUAAGGUUUCC